AUGAUGCCUGGUUACAAGCGUAUGGAAUCGUCGUCCCCUCAACACGCUCGCCGGUCACGGCGAAUUGCCAAUUUGACUGGAAACAAUGGUGUUGCAGCUCCGGUCAAAAAUGAAGAUAAUGUUGCAGAUAUCCUGGAUGAGACAGACGAGGAUGGACCUUCUCAUGAUACCGACGACGACUAUAGUUCGGAUGAUGAAGAUGUUGAGAACGAGAUCGACGAAGAUGGGUUCCGUGCCUUCGACAAAGAUCCCGAAUACCAAAAGCGAUAUAUAGUUCAAGACGAACACACCGGCAGAGUAGUCACUAUUAUCCCUCACGAGACACUACGCCCCAUCAACGGAGUCGAAUACUCAGAUUACAAGAUACAUAAGAACACUUUACUCUAUCUGAUGGACCUCAGAGCCAAUAACAGACGGUCUUGGUUCAAGCGCCAUCAAAAGGAGUUCAGGCGUGCCUGGAAAGACUGGGAGACGUUUAUAGAGACCCUUACACCCAAGGUCAUUGCUUUCGACUCUACUAUCCCUGAACUACCACCCAAGGACGUCAUAUUUCGCAUAUACCGAGAUGUUCGCUUUAGCAAAGAUAAGAGACUCUACAAGCCUUCUCCCGUACGGGUAGAAGGAGACCAUAUGCAUGCUACUAUAUCCACCUAG
Molecule: messenger RNA, 654 nt
Organism: Aspergillus oryzae RIB40
Lineage: Eukaryota; Fungi; Ascomycota; Eurotiomycetes; Eurotiales; Aspergillaceae
Product: DUF2461 domain-containing protein
Exons: 3
Coding region: 1-654 (217 amino acids)
Source: RefSeq, a predicted model, not a curated record